Messenger RNA from Ananas comosus (pineapple), 2350 nucleotides. RefSeq names its product DNA-directed primase/polymerase protein. Gene Ontology annotation, molecular function: DNA-directed DNA polymerase activity; chromatin binding. The record is from RefSeq and is a predicted model, not a curated record. The transcript has 14 exons. Gene Ontology annotation, cellular component: nucleus; mitochondrial matrix. Gene Ontology annotation, biological process: error-prone translesion synthesis; mitochondrial DNA replication; replication fork processing. NCBI's taxonomy places the organism in Eukaryota, Viridiplantae, Streptophyta, Magnoliopsida, Poales, Bromeliaceae. The coding region runs from base 111 to 1874 and encodes 587 amino acids.
UCGAAAACGAAAAGAAAAAAAGAGAGAAAAAGGUAAGGAAAAAAAAAAAAAAAGAAACCCUAGGGAGGAAUAAAGGGUUCGAUACCCACUUCUCCUUCCCCAUCGCGCCCAUGGCGUACGAUCCAAAAGACGACGUCGAUAGGCUCUUCGCGUGCUUCAAGUGCGGAAUCUCCCCUCCUCAGUCCGCAUUGAAAGAACGAAGGACGCGAGACGAGAAUUUGAAGAAACCGGCGCAGCCGAGCACGUCGAAAUCAUAUGCGAUGGAUUCUCCAGCGACAGAGAAGCUUGGUGCAUCGACUUCAGCUGCAAUCAAAUUUAGAAGUGGCAAACAGAUAACUCCAAUUGUGUUUUAUGGAUCCCCACAAGGAGCUCCUGUUAAAAGGCCAUCUCGCCUAUUACGAUUAUUGCAUGAAAUCCGAAUUGAUCUCAGAGAACAGAAUGAGUUGAUCAGGGAGAGGGUUUGGGCUACUUUCCCCAGACAAGAAGAGGCAAUGAGAUUUAGUAAAGCACAUGCACAAAGUAAAGUAUUUAGUUAUCAAGAUUAUUUGACCGGUCAAAGAAGAUUUCUUGUGUCUACAUAUGAUGAGUUCUGGGGAAGGUACAAAAAUAUGGAUUGCAAAUUUCGCCACCACUACGAAGUCAUUCAAGACGGUUCACCUUGCCACUUAUAUUUUGAUCUAGAAUUUGACAAGAAAGUCAACAAUGAUAAAAAUGUAAAUGAAAUGGUAGAUACAUUGAUUUCUAUCACUUUUAAUGCCUUGUCUGACAAAUACUCUAUCCAAGGAAGUCAAGAGUGGAUCAUAGAGCUUGACUCGUCUACCAGGGAAAAAUUCUCUCGCCAUUUGAUCGUCCGCAUACCCAAAACUGCAUUUAAGGACAACUCACAUGUGGGUGCAUUUGUUUCUGAGGUAUGUUCACAAAUUGCUUGUGCCCGUGGAACUGCUCCAAAAUUUGAUGAAUUGUAUAUUAGAAAAGAUGGCAGCAGUGCUGAUAAAGCUGAUCAUCUUUUUCUGGACAAUGCUGUCUAUUCUCGAAAUCGCUGUUUUCGUCUGGUGUUUUCUUCAAAGGCUGGAAAAAGCUCUUUCCUUCUGCCCACUGAACGUUUCAAAUGCAAAAAUAUGAAUGAAAAGCAAGUCUUCAUGGAUUCACUUAUCUGCAAAGUAGAUGAUGAUUGCGAUAAACUUCUGAUAUGCAAACUGGAUUUGGAUUGCAAGAAAACUUUGUGUUUUGAUUCUGAGGUGAAAGAGGAAAGAUCAUAUGUUUCAUUUGAUGCUCAUAGAAGUGAUCUUUGCAGUCACACGUACUUCUCAGGGAAAUCUCCAUUUCCAGCUUUGGAUGCAUUUGUGGAGUGUAUAGGCUCUGUCGGAAAUGUUUCAGGAAAAAUUCGUUGCUGGUACUGGUUUUCAGAAUAUGGCUUGAUGGUUUACAGCAUGUCUAGUGGUAGAUAUUGCGAGCGGAUUGGAAGAGAACACAAAAGCAAUCAUAUAAUGUACAUUGUCGACUUCCAAAGAGCCGGUUAUUACCAAAAAUGUUACGACCCAGAUUGUCGAGGUUACCGAUCUCCGUUGCGCCCCUUACCAUAUGAUGUGAUUCCCGAUUCUAUGGCAAUUUUUAAUUCAACUCAGACAGAAAAUUAUAGUGAGGUUGUGGACAUCAAUUUUGCUGUUCAACUUGAUGGUGAUCACAACCAAUUAGUUAUUGAGAGCUGCACGAAAGACUACAGCUGGUGGGAAGAAGCUGUCAAAUUUGCCGACUGUAUGGAGGUGGAAGAUACAUCCCGGAUGUGCAAUUUGGUUGAAAAUAAUGAUGAAGAAGAUUGUGAAUGGUGGGCAGAUGCAGAAAAGUUUGCAUCACAAGUUGAAGGACAAGUUUGAUUGACCAAAACGGUGAGCAUACAAAUGUAUUUAACCAUAAAAUGGGAUUAGUAUGUCUACUUCACUGCAGUUUUAACCUUGUUAUUACCAAAAGGAACUGGCUUAUGUAGUUGGUAAUAGCAUAUGAACUCUUUUUGAGGCCAGUUGAGAUUAUCUUUGAGGUUCCGUGAUCUCAUCAGCUACAUUGGUGUUUGAAGGAAACACAGAACAAUACGGACCGUUAAAAGAUCUUUGAGCUAUUUACAGUCCCUCGAAUCGCUCGGUCUGCCUGUUCUACACAGUUUGCGGAUAUAGUGGGACUAGGAAGGAUUGGAGUGUAUGUAAACAUGUAAUUGUAAUCCCUACUCGGUUGCAGCAUCGGAGAAACCUAGAACUGUAUCACACUAUAAUAAAUGCUUGGUUUGUUGUAAAGGAAAAGUAACUGAGAGAAUUGUUCCAAGGGAAUAUAUAUUUGGAAAAGAACGUAGUAUCUUGAU